Molecule: messenger RNA, 1686 nt
Organism: Fonsecaea multimorphosa CBS 102226
Lineage: Eukaryota; Fungi; Ascomycota; Eurotiomycetes; Chaetothyriales; Herpotrichiellaceae
Exons: 3
Coding region: 1-1686 (561 amino acids)
Source: RefSeq, a predicted model, not a curated record
AUGAAACCUUCAACUUUCGCCCUUGCCUGGCUUUGUUCCAGCUUCUGGGGUCUAUGGGCUAUGGUCAGCGCGCAGAGCUUGCCUCAGGUCGACUUGGGUUACCAAAUACAGCAAGCGUCAUCCUUCAACGCUACAGGUCAAGUCUACAACUUCAGCAACAUCCGCUACGCCCAACCACCAUUGGGUAAACUCCGUUUUGCCGCUCCUGUGCCUCCGACGGGUCGCAACACGACGGUAUCAGAUGGCAGUGUUGGCGCAAUCUGCCCUCAAGCGGACCCAGACUGGCUUGCCAUCGCGGAAGUGUAUACCACCGACUUUGCGGAAGGAAAACCGUUUAACUACAGUGCAGUUGUGGCUCAGCUCCAAGCCAACCCGCCAAAGCCUUCUCCGCCUGAUCCGAGGAUGAAGGAAGACUGCUUGUUUCUCGACGUGUUUUCUCCAAAAUCUGUCUUUGACAAAGCACAAAACAAGACCAGUGGAUACAAAGGUGCUCCGGUACUUGUCUGGAUAUAUGGGGGUGGGUAUACGGCAGGCUGGAAGGAUGGAUCUGGCAAUCCCUCAGGCCUCAUCCACACCAGUCAGGCCAACGGUUCAGAUGGGAUCGUCUUCGUUGAGCUUAACUACAGACUCGGAGCAUUUGGCUGGCUUUCUGGACCUACCAUCGAGGCAGCAGACGGCGGCGUGUCCAAUGCCGGUCUGUAUGACCAAAGGUUGGCGCUCGAAUGGGUUCAGACCAACAUUCAUUUGUUCGGAGGGGACCCAAACCGAGUAACAGUCAUGGGUGAGUCUGCUGGCGGCGGAUCGGUUAUUCACCAGAUGACCGCGUACGGCGGGUUGAAGUCGGUGCCUUUCCAGCAGGCGAUCCCUCAAUCUGGCGCCUGGCUCCCAGUGUCGAGCAACUUCCAGAAGGAAAACACGACGCAGGCCUUCCUGGCCCUGCUGAAUGUGACGUCGAUUGAGGACGCCCGCAAUCUCCCGUCUGCAAAGGUCAUGGCAGCCAAUGCUCUGCAAGUCUCCAUGUCAAACUACGGUGCUUUCACAUACGGGCCCGUGGUCGACGGCAACUUCGUUCCCGACCAGCCCGGCCGGCUCCUGGCACGGGGCCAGUUUGCGUCGAACGUCAAAGUCAUGGCCGGGCACAACAGCAACGAGGGACCUCUGUUCACCGAUCCGCGGGUCACGACCAACGCCGCCGAGACUACACAGCUCAGAGUCAGCUUCCCCGACAUUUCAGACUCUGCAAUCUCGCACCUGUUGGACACGCUAUACCCGGCCAAGUACGACGGAUCCAUGCCCUACACCACCCCCGUGGAGCGCGCCACCCUGAUGGUCCAGGAGAGCUUCUUCACCUGCAACGUCAACUACAUGGGCAAAGCCUACGGCGCCAACAUCUCCGAGUACCAGUUCGCCGUCGCCCCCGCGCUGCACGGCCAGGACGUGCCGUAUACUUUCUUCAACGGGCCCGUCAACGGCAGCGGCGUCGUGGCCCCCGUGGCACAGGAACUCCAAAAAUAUAUCGUCGACUUUGUCCAGACCGGUAGUGCCAAUGGGACGGGAGUGCCGUUCUUCCCACUCUACGGGCCCAACGCGGAGGAAACCGUCCUCAAUGUCACGGGGAUCACGCACAUGACGGAUCCGGACGCCAACCGUCGCUGCGCGUGGUGGCAGCAAGCACUAUACUAUUAG